UUAUACUACAGGGUGGGCCUUUUAUAUGGAUACACCUUAAUAAAAUGGGAAUGGAAGAGGGUCAUGUGACACAUCAAGCUUAUUGGCAAUUUCACAAGAAAAACAAUGGGUAUCACAUAAACCGCCAAGAUGUCUAAAAUGACGAAUUCCCGUAAGACCCACCUGAAGAGCUUGAUGCUCCAGGUGGCCAAAGCUGCUAUUGAAAAAGAAGAAGCUGAUCUUGAGGCUGAGAAGGAAAGUUACCUGGCUGAGCACUGUCCACCUCUGAGUAUUCCAAGUUCUUUGCAGGAUCUACAGGAACUCUGCAAGAAGUUGCACGCCAAGAUUGAUGUAGUAGAUGAGGAGAGAUAUGACAUGGAGUCGAAAGUCCAAAAGAGCAGCAAGGAGCUGGAAGACUUGAACCAGAAAAUCUUUGACUUGAGAGGUAAAUUCAAGAGGCCAGCCCUGAGACGUGUACGUAUGUCUGCUGAUGCUAUGCUUCGCGCUCUACUUGGUUCCAAGCACAAGGUCAACAUGGAACUCCGUGCCAACCUCAAGCAGGUCAAGAAAGAGGACACUGACAAGGAGAAGGAUCUCCGUGAUGUUGGUGACUGGCGUAAGAACAUUGAAGAGAAAUCCGGCAUGGAAGGCAGAAAGAAGAUGUUCGAGUCUGAGGCCUAAGCCCUUCAUCGUGCCCACGGCCAUCUGCUACCCGAAGCUGCCAAAGACACCCACUUCAAAAUACCACAGCUCUUUCCUGGCAACUUUGGCGUUAACCCCUCUGCUGCUCAUCUUACCCAUGUUUACAGCAGCCAAGGGGUUAAUGAAGCCUUACCUCCAUCCUCUACUCUCCUCACUUUAAACCCAAGAGAAUGUCUUACAGUAUGUUUUGGACUGGUGAGAGGGACACAGGUUUGUGGUUCCCCUCUGCUUAAGCCACAAUCUGGUUCUGCAGGUGCUGUGCUAUGUGGACGUGAGAACAUAACCGUGUAAAUAAAGCUUGUGACGUCCUUUAUGGUUUGUGAUACCUGACGUGUAGGUGACAUCACGCUUCUUUCUUCCGUGUCAUUUAUAAAGUUUUAUACUUUACCUUUGCUCUAGGAAGGAGGGCUAUUUCAACAGGAUGAUCGAGAACUGGAAUUGUGGGGGGAAUGUUAUUAC
Molecule: messenger RNA, 1140 nt
Organism: Hyla sarda
Lineage: Eukaryota; Metazoa; Chordata; Amphibia; Anura; Hylidae
Gene: TNNI2
Product: troponin I2, fast skeletal type
Exons: 7
Coding region: 130-660 (176 amino acids)
Biological process (GO): muscle contraction
Cellular component (GO): troponin complex
Source: RefSeq, a predicted model, not a curated record